Messenger RNA from Capsella rubella, 1505 nucleotides. Its product is annotated as protein disulfide-isomerase 5-2. Gene Ontology annotation, biological process: response to endoplasmic reticulum stress; protein folding. The record is from RefSeq and is a predicted model, not a curated record. Lineage: Eukaryota; Viridiplantae; Streptophyta; Magnoliopsida; Brassicales; Brassicaceae. Bases 90 to 1406 code for a protein of 438 amino acids. The transcript has 5 exons. Gene Ontology annotation, cellular component: endoplasmic reticulum. Gene Ontology annotation, molecular function: protein disulfide isomerase activity.
CCUCAGAAACUAGUUUAGUUCUGUUGUUGUAGUAUCAUCAUCAUCAGAAGCUUUUUUAAGUUUGGUCUGAAAUCGAAAUCGAGAUCGAGAUGCGUUCGUUAAAGUUGUUGCUUUGUUGGAUCUCGUUCCUAACUCUAUCAAUCUCACUCUCUGCUUCUUCGGAUGAUGAAUUCACCAUCGACGGAACAGUACUAGAACUCACCGAUUCAAAUUUUGACUCGGCGAUUUCAUCUUUCGAUUGUAUCUUUGUUGAUUUCUAUGCUCCUUGGUGUGGUCACUGCAAACGUCUUAACCCUGAGUUAGAUGCAGCUGCUCCAAUUCUUGCGAAGUUGAAGAAGCCUAUCGUCAUUGCUAAGUUGAAUGCUGAUAAGUAUUCUCGUCUCGCACGGAAGCAUGAGAUUGAUGCAUUCCCGACUCUCAUGCUCUAUAACCAUGGAGUUCCAAUGGAGUACUAUGGACCAAGGAAAGCAGAUUUGCUCGUCCGGUACUUGAAAAAGUUUGUUGCUCCAGAUGUUGCAGUUCUUGAGUCAGACUCAGCUGUCAAGGAAUUUGUUGAAGAUGCUGGGACUUUCUUCCCUGUAUUUAUCGGUUUUGGUUUGAAUGAAUCGUUGAUAUCAGGAUUAGGUGGUAAGUAUAAGAAGAAGGCAUGGUUUGCUGUUGCAAAAGAUGCUUCAGAAGAUGUAAUGGUUUCUUAUGAUUUCGAUAAGGCUCCUGCGUUAGUUGCCAAACAUCCAACGUAUAAUGAACAUAGCGUCUUCUAUGGUCCUUUUGAAGAUGGAUUCUUGGAGGAGUUUGUGAAACAAAGUUUCCUUCCUUUGAUUCUACCAAUUAACCAGGACACUUUGAAGAUGCUCAAGGACGAUGAGAGAAAGAUUGUCUUGACAAUUGUGGAAGAUGAAACUCAUGAAAGCUUAGGGAAACUGACCAAAGCACUGAGAGCAGCUGCACAUGCGAACCGUGACCUUGUUUUUGGAUAUGUCGGUGUGGAGCAGUUUGAAGAGUUUGCAGACUCGUUUCAUGCAGACAAGAAGACAAAUCUGCCUAAGAUUGUUGUAUGGGACGGGGAUGAGGAGUAUGAUCAGGUGACCGGCAUAGAGACCAUUAGCCAAGAGGAAGAUCAUUUAACUCAAGUGUCUCGGUUUCUUGAGGGAUAUAGAGAAGGAAGAACAGAGAGGAAGAAAAUCAAAGGACCUUCGUUGAUGGGAUUUAUCAACUCAAUGAUCGGUAUUAGGUCAGUGUACGUCAUUGUGUUCUUUGUUGCCAUCAUUAUGAUGCUACGGAGCCUUGGUCAAGUGGACGAGCCUGAUAGGGUCAGGACCACCACAGCAGAAAGAGUUGAUCAGACCACUAGUGUCCCUGAAGGUGAAACCAGUGAGCAUAUGGCUAGUGACAAAAAAGAGGACUAGUCUUUUUGUUUUGCUUUCUGAGUUAUGUUUCACACUUAUUUCUUUUUAGUUCAUGAAUCAUUUUGGCUCUCUAAUUCCCAUAUGCAUUAUACCAAUCAA